Molecule: messenger RNA, 6685 nt
Organism: Leptidea sinapis
Lineage: Eukaryota; Metazoa; Arthropoda; Insecta; Lepidoptera; Pieridae
Gene: bon
Product: E3 ubiquitin-protein ligase TRIM33
Exons: 20
Biological process (GO): positive regulation of DNA-templated transcription
Cellular component (GO): chromatin; nucleoplasm
Molecular function (GO): protein binding; zinc ion binding; ubiquitin-protein transferase activity
Source: RefSeq, a predicted model, not a curated record
AAUCUGUGGACUGCAGCCUUGUCACUGUCAGUUUAAAAAAAAUUUACUCCAUGGUAUACUGAAAAAUGUUUAGAAAGCUACAGGACCAGAGGGAAAUAUUGAUAAACCAUUAAUUAAUAAGGCGGUCACCUUGUUGAUAAGAAAAACUUCGUUUCCCUUUCUAUCACAAACACGUUAUAAUAUGUAUUGAAAAGACUUUUUUUAUUUCUCUGAAGUAAAAUGUAAAAUUUGCAUUACAAAACGCGAUGUGACGUGCUCAAGUGAAAGAACUUUUUCCAUGGAAUUAAAACGAUUUAUGAUAUAUUCGACCUACUUUUAUAGCGAUAGCUUUAACUAUAAUAUGAAUAGAGAACAAGGAGCAUAUUAAUACAUCGUUAAAUGGAUAACAACGUGUUCCAAAGUGGUGGAUGCGGAGAGGAUUUAGAACAGGCACUCAUGGACUUGGGUCCACUUCUCGGAGUCACCAUCAAGGAGGAAGCUCCAGAUGAGCCUUCGGAUAGCUCAGCCGCCGCUUCUCGAGCAAAUGUGAGCAGUGUACAAGAUGGGGCUGGCAACAGUGGAGGGGAGGUCACCAGCAAGGGCGAGCCAACUGAUGGAGUUGAUUCUCUGGCCUCACCAGCAGCUUCCCGAACCUCAUUCCUCAGCAUCAAAUGUGUAUACUGUCAAGCAGUGCUUGCACAGACUGAAGGUUCUCCUAAGCUGAUGGAGUGUUUACAUUCAGCUUGCGAAUCCUGUGUCAAAACCAAGGUGGAAGAGAAGCUGGCUGGAAGCAGAGACUUCUUAGGUGCUGGUCGAGUAUCAAUUCUUUGUGCAGCAUGUAGACUCCAGUGUCAGCCAAACAAUAUGAUAGAUCAGAGAUUUGUGCUGGAGAAGGUUGCCAUGGAACAGGCUGGAACCAAUGGUAACAUGAGUGGUGAUCAGCAAUGCAACAGCUGUGAAGACACGGAGCCUGCAACCAGCUACUGUGUAGAUUGCGCCGAGUUCAUCUGUGACAACUGUGUGCUUGCCCACCAGAGAUUGAAAAUAACGAAAGACCACAGCAUUAAGUCUAAAGAAGAAGCGUUGCAAGAGUUGCAGGCUGCACAGAGCGGGACACAGGCUGCGCAUGAGAUGUUUUGUCGAGAUCAUCCCCAGGAGCGCCUCAGUCUGUUCUGUGAGACGUGCGACCGGCUCACGUGCCGCGACUGCCAGCUACAGCACCACCGCGACCACAAAUACCAGUUCAGCAGCGAGAUGGCCACCCAGGCGAGAGCGAGCAUAUCAUCGCUGGUGUCGGAGGUAAGCUACAAGCGAGUGUUGCUGGGCUCCGCCAUGAAGGUGAUUCGCGACCGACAGCAACUCAUCGCCGAGAAGAAGAAGGCACUCGUGCACGAGAUCACGCAGACGGUGGUCAAGUUGACGAACGCGAUCAAUACCCGCGGGAAACAGUUAGUGCUGAGGUUGAACGAGGUGUGCGACGCCAAGCAGCGCACCCUCGGAGAGAAGAAGGAGGCGCUGCAGCAGUUGGCCGCCAUCACGGACCACUGUCUGCGCUUCGUGUCCGCUGCGCUGGAACAGGGCAGUGACACGGCGGUCUUGUACAGCAAGCGGGCCGUGAGUUCGCACCUGCAGCGGAUCAAGAGUCGCCGCGCAGACAUUCCUAACCCCGAGAUCCCCGUGCGGAUCACACUGGCUCUCGACAACCUGCCCGACCUUGUGCGAGUGUUGUCGUCGCUGGGGGCCAUCGUGGUGGACGGCAAGGUGGACGGCGGCGCGAGCCCCGCCCCCGGCCCCGCCCCCGCGACCCCCACGCCGCCGGCUGCCCCCGCCCCCGCGCCCCCCGCCGCCCCGCACUACGCCGCCCACUCCCCCCACUCGGCUGUGAUGGCCCUACAGCAAGCCGCAAUGCAGCAGACGAUGGCUAGAUAUCAGUCGUUCGUGGGCGGGUACAUGGGACGGCCUCGCGCUCACACGCCGCUCCGACAGCCGCAUGUCACCUCCACCACUCAUCCCCACCACCUGCACGGUAUGAACGAGAUGAACCUCCGCGGGCUGCUGAAUGCCAACGCGCGAGGGUCCGGCCGGCCCGCUCUCACCAUGCACCCGCACCAGCAGACACACCAGCACCAACACGUGACCCACCCCUACCAACACAUGAUGACCGCGUACGGCGGCGGCGCGGCGCAGACCGCGUGUGCGGCCAGCGGGCGCCGCAGCGGCGGGCCGCGCACCCCGUCCCCCGCGCCCGCCGCUGCGCCCGUCUACCCGCCCGCCAAGUGGCACAUCCCGCAGCACAGCGGCGGAGCGGACAGCGGCGCGAGCGGCGGGGCGGCAGGCGGCGCGGACUACAAGAUCACUCUGGGCGGGCGGCAGCAGCCAGCUACGCCGGGCCGCAGCGCGCUCGUCACCUCCACCAACCCCAAGACACCCAGCCCCGGCCUGCACGGAGGUGCGGCGAUGGGCCUGGGCGGGCACGCGGGCGUGGCCGGCGCGGCGCAGGCGUGCGAGCUGGACAAGGUGUGUGCGGAGUCCGUGCAGGACCUCAUGGCCACCAUCGCCAAGUUGGACUCCAACGGCGUGCAGGUGGUGCCCGAGACGCCGGCGCAGCCCUCGCCCUCGCCCGCGCUCGUGCACUCCUCCACCGACAGUACGUGCUCCUGACCCGGGGGGGGGCUUAUGUAACUCUUUAGCAAGGCGGCGGGCCCCGCGCGCGCUGCGGCCGCCGCGGGCGCGGGAGACCCCAACGAGGACUGGUGCGCCGUGUGCAUGGACGGCGGCGAGCUCAUGUGCUGCGACAAGUGUCCCAAGGUGUUCCACCAGUACUGCCACAUCCCCGCCGUCGAGAAGCUGCCCGAACCGACGGAGUCGUGGCAGUGCUUGCUCUGCGUGAACUUCGCGGAGGUGCCGGAGGACGGGGUCGGAGCGGGAGCGGGCGAGUUGGGCGGUCGCCGGCGCCGCGUGGUGGAGCGCAUCACGUUGGAGCUGUACUGCCAGUACGAGCUGUCGCUUCAGUUCCGCGAGCCCGCACUCUACGCUGCGAUGCAUCACUUGCAGCCGAUGUGCCUGGACAUGAUCCGCAUGAAGCUGCAGCCGCGCUCCCCCGACCGCUACACGCAUGAGGCGCAGUUCGUAGCGGACUGCCGGCUACUGUUUCGCAAUGCGUACAGAAACAACCCGGCCGACUCUCAGAUCUACAAGGACGCGCGCAGGCUGGAGGAGUUCUUCGACGCGCAGUUGGUCAAGUGGCUGCCGGAGUACGCGUACUGGAGCGGCGAGGGCGAGCCGCCCGCCAAGCGCUCGCGGCUGGAUUGACCCGAGCUGCCAGCGCCGGCCGGCCCCGCGCGCCCCUUGCUGCGCCCCUCCGUGCUGCGCCCGUCCGUGCUGCGAGCUGUGUUCGCGAAGCCCGCGCCCGUCCACCCACCCCACGCCGGCUACACCGGCCGCUACCUGCCGCACUAGACAUGUGCCGUUUUAAAGACUCACCGACGUGUCGUGUGAAUCAAGACAUUGUCGAAAAAUUUAUCUCUAUAUGUAUAUUUUUAUGAUCACAUAUAUUGUUCUAAAGUUCUGCAAGAACUUUUUUGUCUACUAAACUGACGUGUUUUGCCUUCCUCUUAGCUAAAAAUGUGGCCAAAUUUAUCAAGUAUCACUAAUUAAAUGUAUAUAUUUAAUUUUAACGUUAACGUUAAUGCCAUUCGAAAGCCGAGAGUAUAAGUAAUAUAAAGUCUUUAAAUUCUUUGAUCCAUACCUAAAUACUACUCAUUCGGAUAAAUAUGGAUCCUGUCGAGGCUAGGUGAUACAGUGACCCCUGAUAAAUACAAACUCCAGUCCCUGAAUACCAAUUUUUAAAAUAAGUAACCGUAAAUGUAUCUGUCACAAUGGUCUAUCAUCAUAUUAUCUUCUUAGGAUACACGCGCUAGAAGCCGUGUCGUGUGUAGUUGUGUAUUGUUUAGUUACUACACAGUAGAACGGAAUAGUUGCUUACGAAAUGGAGUGUACAUUUCGACCCUGAUUAAAUCUAGAUCCGAGUUGAUCAUUUAAUCGGGUUAUCCCUCGUGUGAAAUUGUAAUGUUAGAGGGAUUGGAAUAUGUGUAAUAAAUACUAAUAGUGGUCAACUUCUUUGCUCUUCUCUAUGCCUAGAAAAUACUUUAAAUGCUGUCUCGACGUCCAGUCGCAAAAAAAUGCAAGAUUUUUACUUAGUAAAAAGCGUACUAUUUUAAUGAAUAGUACACUUAGUAUGUAAUUUGAUAAUAAAUAUCGAGAGCAAAAUCAUGUUGUGGCAUGCCAUGCAAAUACGUGCAACCGAUAUAAUAUACGUGACAUGUCUAGAUACAAGUACCGAUUUGCAAUUGUGAAAAUCGGUACGAGCGCAGAGGGCGCGGUCGGGAGGGGGACGCCGCACUGAUUCGUUGCUCUGUCUAGUGGCAGAGUUGAGUCACUAUUUGUGUAGUCUGUUACACAUACUAUAAAAAUAUCUUCACAAGGAUGGGCAGUCCUGCUAGAGGAUAGAAUUAUUUGAUUUUAAAUUAAAUUAAUAACAAUGCAAAAAUACAUUCACGGCAUUUUCAAGUAGUCUGUUGAACAGAGCUUGUGAAGCGUAAAUAGUGUGUAUUGUAUUGUUAAAGUUCCUUUCAUCACUUACGUUGUACGUUUACAGAAAAUUAAUAUACCUAUAAUAAGUUUAUACAUCACGAGCAUAUAAAAUAUUUUAUUUAUAUUAUAAACAUUAUAGUUUAAAUAUAUACCUACAUAGGCAGCAUUCGGUUUUGUAAAAAUGUUGAAUGCUGUUGAUUAUCAUUAUAUUUUCCAAACGUUCACUUUAUUAAGUUGUUUCGUCAAAAACUCAUUAAGUAAAUUGGAGGUAAUUCUAGAAAAAACGUUCCAAACCACAAUCAUGUCGAAAUUGAGUUAAGAACACAAAACUGAUCACGUGAAUCAUAUUAACGGACUGACAAAAAAUGGCAGCCCUACUGUCACUCUCUAAAUGACAUCAUGAAAUAUUUAUUAUACUUUAAACACGAAUUCCUUAAAAUGUGAUGUUUGUGGCUUAGAACGAUUUCAGGAACUACAUCCAAUUGAUUUUAUUAAAAUUUAUAUUUGAAUGUUACGUGUACUGUGAUAUGAAUUUGACAAGACGUCGCAACGUUACAUUUUGUUAUGAUGUCUGUACAGAGGCAUUUUAAGCAGGUAAUGUACAUAGCAUAGUGCUUACAGUUAUCAUAAUAAGUUAUUAUUCUUGCUCAAGUGAAGCAUAUUGAAAGUUCCAAUGUAUGAUGGUUGAUGCCCUAGCAACUAACAGAACCACGCAGGUAAAAAGGAAUGUUAGGCAUCAAAUAAUAUUAUAAUAUAACAUAAGUCUAUAUUUGUUAGAAUAUUUUAGUUUCAAUUAUUAGUUAUUAUGAGAUAUUACGUUGGAUAUCACUAGUUAAGGUAUCGAGGCACAAAUAGUUAUAUAUUUUGGUUAAUAAAGUAAAAUUUAAAGUGAAUUAUUGUAUUAAGUACCAUGUAUUUUAAUUUAAGUUAUUUUAUUAUAGUACUAUUACUAUUGCUAAGCUUCAUCGAGACGUAAAACAAUGAUUAUAUUAUGGUUUUUAUAAGUAAUUUGCGCCUAAGUGUAACAUAUUGUACCAGGUUAUAUUUUGGAUUCACAACACCCAGAGAAACAAUAAUUAGUAUACAAAUAUAACUCAAUGUGAUUCUGUUGUCAAAUUCGUGUAGUUAUAUAUUUUUUUAAUAAAUAGGCGCCAUACUCGCGCCUCUACAUAUUGUAUGUUCGGGUAAACACUGCAUGUAGACAACUAUUUUUUGUUUAUUUAAAAUACAGUGUAACAUGUUUCAUGAAAACAUUUAUAACGAAAUAAUAAUAAUAAUUUUAAUAAGCAGAUUAUUUAAAAGAGUGUGACAUUAAUGUGUUACACAGAAAUGGAGAUUUAUAAAUCUCCUGGUGCAUGUUAUGAUAUACAUAGUGAUUAUGAUACACAUAGUAAUACAUUUACACAGAAAAUGUGAACGAGACCAUUUUAGGCAGUAGAUACACUUUUGUUAGUUAAAAACGCUUAAAGAACACGUGACAUUGUAUAAGGUCAAUAUAGCUGUGGACUUAACUUAGAUUUCUAACGAAAUAGACAUUAAAAUCUUACAAAUACUUCACAACUACUAAUUGAUUGAAGUAUUUUUUGUAAUUAUCGUUUAGCGUUAAAACUAUCAAAAAGUGACUUCAUCAGAACCCCUGCAGAAUGUCUUUAAUGUUUGUGAACUGUGUUGGAGCUGUAGCGGCCGAUCCCGGUCGCAUCGAUCGGUGCGAAAUCUUUGUAUUGUUACAAGCUCGAUGUUUGUACACAUUUUCGAUACUUAAUAUGCCGGUUGUAUCGAUACACUAGAUCGGUAUUUAUUUAGGUUGUAUAGAUUUACAAGUUCGUAAUUGUUACAGUGUAUCGAUACAGAAGAUCGUUAUGUAUACCAGCUGUAUCGAUACUCGAGUUCGUUAUGUAUACCCGUUGUAUCGAUGCACGAGUUUGUUUAUUCCGGUUGUGUCGAUACACAAGUUCGUUAUUGAAAGUCCGGUUGUGUCAAUCAUGUAUAUAUACAUUUCGUACAAAUUGGUUGUUUGUUUGUUGUACGCACGUCUGUUGAACGUUGCGUGGCGUAUCUCAUGUUUAAUCUCGUACCUAAGUAUUACUACAAUAAAUAAUGUCAUUAUAUAUUA